AUGGGCUCCGCUUCUCAAGACACUUAUGUCCUCCCCGAGGCUACGGCUCCCUCGCUAGUACUCGCACAUCCAACCGAUACCGAGAAACACCGAACCUGGACUCUCAACCAUAGAGAAUGGGGUGGUGCUCUAGCUCUCGAGGAGUACCUGAAGCGAGAGCCGUACUUCACUACUAUCCCCUUAACACGCGACGGCGGUAUGACACACUGGAUUCUCACGGACUCGUCUUGGUCGGCAGAUAGAGGGGGAAACCGUCCGGUCCUUGCGUCGUGCGAGUCUAUUAGAAAGCGGGUGUUAGUUGCUUCCCCAAGCGAUAAUACAGUACACGAUGGCGUGGGCCACGGUAUCGGGUCCGUCUUCACGUAUCCCGAAUUCCGCGGGAACCGGUACGCAGCUCGCAUGCUCAACGAGCUGGGCCCCGCGCUGAGGAAGUGGCAAUCCGACGGUCGUGACGCCGUAUGCUCGGCUCUUUGGUCGGAUAUUGGCAAGACGUACUACGCGAAAAAGGGCUGGGCCGCGUUCCCCAGUCUGCACGUCGAAUUCCUAGUAUCCACCAACCACCAGACUGGAGAAAGCGGGGGGGACAAAGUCUCGCCUAUAACAUACGAUAAUCUAGAACCCCUCUGCCAACGAGACGAGCAGCUCUUAAAAGAAAAGCUCCUACAUACAGCGCAAAAAACAAGCCGCACAAGCGUAGCUUUCGCCCCCGACCACGAUACCCUACGGUGGCAUCUCUACAGAGACGACUUCAUCGCCUCCAUCCUCUUCAAAUCAGACCCGUCACAAUCACAAGAACCCUUCUCCAGAGGCGCGCUAGCCGGUCCCCAAGGCCGUCGCGUCUGGGCCCUCUGGUCGCGGAACUACUACGGCGGCGGCAGCGGCAGCGCCCCGGCUGAUAACGUCGAUAAAAACACGCUGUACAUACUGCGGCUGGUCGUCGAGCCGGAAGAGUCCUCAGAAGAAGGAGAAGACGAGAAUCCGAGCGAGGAUAUACACGAGGCGUUUGCGGCUGUGAUACAAGCUGCGCUACGAGAGGCUUCCCGCUGGCAUCUCGGAAAAGUCGAUCUGUGGAACCCGUCGCCGACUGUCAAGAAGUUGAUCGAUAGGAGCGGGUUCCGGCACCGCUGGGUAGAAAGGGAUGAGGAUAGCAUACCGAGCAUGAUGUGGUACGGAGACGAGGACGUUCGCGAUGUCGAGUGGGUUGCCAAUGAGAAGUACUGCUGGUGCUGA
Molecule: messenger RNA, 1230 nt
Organism: Daldinia vernicosa
Lineage: Eukaryota; Fungi; Ascomycota; Sordariomycetes; Xylariales; Hypoxylaceae
Exons: 1
Coding region: 1-1230 (409 amino acids)
Source: RefSeq, a predicted model, not a curated record